UCUCUUCCCAAAUCACAAACGACGAGGUUUAUGAAUAGGAGCUUCUCUCUCUCUCCCACACCCGCCCUACUCGGCUCCUAAACGCUCUCAUUUAGGGUUUUCUAGGGUUUCUUAGCUCCUGAGGUUUCCGUUGGGGGAAUUGGAGCUCGUGAUCUCUCUCUAGGGUGUUUAGGGCUUCUCUCCGCUUGCUCCUUUCCCCCUCUUUGGGGGAUUGGAGCUCGAGAUCUCUUCGGGUGGGGGUUAGGUUAGGGUUUGUUUCGUUUUGGGGGUGGCUCUGUGGAGGUUUCUUCUCGUCGGAUGGAGGGGAGGCGGAUCCCGAUAAGCCCGCGGCCGUGUAGCGGGCGGAGGAUCGUCGCGAGGAAGCGGCCACGGGUGGACGGGCUCGUGAACACCGUGAGGAAGCUCCAGAGGCGGGAGAUCAGCUCCGCGAGAGAUCGGGCGUUUAGCACGAGCAGCGCCCAGGAGAGGUUUCGCAACUUCCGGUUGCAGGAAGAAUUCGAUACUCAUGAUCCAAAGGGACAGUUUUUGCAGCUCCCUUAUUUGAGAAAAAGGUCCAAAAUUAUUGAGAUAGUUGCUGCUAGGGAUGUUGUUUUUGCUUUAGCGCAAUCAGGGAUUUGUGCUGCCUUUAGCAGAGAAACAAACCAGAGAAUUUGUUUUCUCAAUGGAAGUCCUGACGAAGUCAUUCGCAGUUUGUUCUAUAACAAGAAUAACGAGUCACUCAUCACUGUAUCAGUCUAUGCUUCUGAAAGCUUCAGCUCCUUAAGAUGCAGGUCUACUCGAAUAGAGUAUAUCAGAAGGGGCAAGCCAGAUGCUGGUUUUCCUCUUUUUGAGUCGGAAACAUUAAAGUGGCCUGGUUUUGUAGAGUUCGAUGAUGUAAAUGGGAAGGUUCUUACUUAUUCUGCAGAUGAUAGCAUAUACAAGGUCUUCGACUUGAAAAACUAUACGCUGUUGUAUUCUAUACCGGAUAAGAAUAUCCAAGAAAUUAAGAUCUGCAGUCCAGGUAUAAUGCUAUUGAUAUUUGCACGAACCACCAGUCAUGUUCCUCUUAAAAUUCUAUCCAUUGAGGAUGGGACAGUUCUCAAAUCAUUCAACCAUCUUCUUCAUCGAAAUAAGAAAGUGGACUUCAUUGAGCAGUUCAACGAAAAGCUUCUGGUUAAACAAGAGAAUGAGAAUCUUCAAAUUCUUGAUGUCCGGAAUUCUCAAAUAACGGAAGUAAGCAGAACAGAUUUUAUAACUCCAUCGGCAUUUAUCUUUCUAUAUGAGCUACAAUUGUUUUUGACGUUUCGGAAUCAUUCAGUGGCAGUUUGGAACUUUCGAGGUGAAUUAGUCACAUCAUUUGAGGAUCACCUCUUGUGGCACCCCGAUUGCAAUACGAAUAACAUCUAUAUUACAAGUGAUCAGGAUAUUAUAAUUUCAUAUUGCAAAGCUGAUACUGAUGAUUCAUCUGCCGAAGGCACUGCUGGAUCUAUAAACAUCAGCAACAUCUUAACCGGGAAAUGCCUGGGAAAAAUCCAGGCGAGCAGCUUAGACAAGCAAACAUGUUCUUCUAGGUUUAAAAACACAGUUUCAGAAGCUUUGGAUGACAUAACCGCCCUUUAUUACGACGAAGAUCGCAAUGAGAUCUACACAGGUAAUCGUCACGGUCUUGUUCAUGUCUGGUCCAACUAGUAGAGAUUUCCUCUGCAGAAGCGAUAUAUCGGUAUGACGGUAAUCUUUGUAUCAUUAGCAUGAUGUACUUUUAGUUCUUCAGCCAUUUUCUCCUGACCGCUUCAUUAUUUACCUUGUGAGGUUUGUUAACUUCUCGGCAACCUCUGCAGUGUUUUAACUUGUAUUUCCUGUAGUUUUAUCAGCCUCUUUUUUUUUUUUUUUUUGCCAUUCAUUGUAGUUUCGGGACUGUAUGCACAACUCUUAUUUGGUUUUAACAUUUAUUUUAGAUGCUCAUUCUUCCAUCAGUUUGCCCUAACUCUCUUGUCCACCUGGCAUUUGGCUUUGAAACCUGUUCAUUUUUCUA
This is a messenger RNA of Ananas comosus (pineapple), 2011 nucleotides long. RefSeq lists its product as uncharacterized. The record is from RefSeq and is a predicted model, not a curated record. The transcript has 8 exons. Bases 298 to 1668 code for a protein of 456 amino acids. NCBI's taxonomy places the organism in Eukaryota, Viridiplantae, Streptophyta, Magnoliopsida, Poales, Bromeliaceae. Gene Ontology annotation, molecular function: protein binding.